AUGGAGCGUUCUCCUGUCAAGGGCUCCAACUCCAUCUCCGUGGACCAGCCCUCUGCUCCUUCCGAUCCCCCAGACCAGCCCCAAGUGGCUCACACAAAGCUGGACCCCGGUUCUGGGGGCCAACCUGCCGGACCAGGCGCAGCGGGAGAGGCCCUGGCGGUGCUGACUUCGUUCGGGCGGCGGUUGCUGGUGCUGGUGCCGGUCUACCUGGCCGGGGCAAUGGGACUCAGCGUGGGUUUCGUGCUCUUCGGCCUCGCCCUCUACCUAGGAUGGCGCCGGGUUCGCGACGAGAAAGAGCGGAGCCUGCGGGCAGCGCGGCAACUCCUGGACGACGAGGAGAGGCUCACGGCUAAAACACUCUAUAUGAGCCAUCGCGAGUUACCUGCUUGGGUCAGCUUCCCAGAUGUGGAAAAGGCUGAAUGGCUAAACAAGAUUGUGGCCCAGGUCUGGCCAUUUCUGGGCCAGUACAUGGAGAAACUUCUGGCUGAAACAGUGGCCCCAGCUGUUCGGGGAUCUAAUCCCCAUUUGCAAACAUUUACAUUUACACGAGUGGAACUGGGUGAAAAGCCACUGCGCAUCCUUGGAGUCAAGGUUCACCCAGGUCAGAACAAAGAACAGAUCCUACUGGACUUGAAUAUCAGCUAUGUAGGUGAUGUGCAGAUUGAUGUGGAAGUGAAGAAAUAUUUCUGCAAAGCAGGAGUCAAGGGCAUGCAGCUACAUGGUGUCUUGCGAGUAAUCCUUGAGCCACUUAUUGGAGACCUUCCUAUUGUUGGGGCUGUGUCAAUGUUCUUCAUCCGACGCCCGACCCUAGACAUCAACUGGACGGGGAUGACCAACCUGUUGGAUAUCCCAGGUCUCAGUUCACUCUCUGACACCAUGAUCAUGGACUCCAUCGCUGCCUUCCUUGUGUUGCCCAACCGAUUAUUGGUGCCCCUUGUGCCUGACCUCCAAGAUGUAGCUCAGUUGCGUUCUCCUCUGCCCAGGGGCAUUGUUCGUAUCCACCUGCUAGCUGCUCGAGGACUGAGCUCCAAGGACAAAUAUGUGAAGGGUCUGAUUGAGGGCAAGUCAGAUCCCUAUGCACUUGUGCGUGUGGGCACCCAAACAUUCUGCAGCCGUGUCAUUGAUGAAGAACUCAAUCCUCAGUGGAGAGAGACUUAUGAGGUGAUGGUACAUGAGGUUCCAGGGCAGGAGAUAGAGGUGGAGGUGUUUGACAAAGAUCCAGACAAAGAUGACUUUCUAGGCAGAAUGAAGCUGGAUGUAGGGAAGGUGUUACAGGCUGGAGUACUGGAUGAUUGGUUCCCUUUACAAGGGGGACAAGGCCAAAUUCACUUGAAGCUAGAAUGGCUGUCACUUUUGCCAGAUGCAGAAAAACUGGAGCAGGUUCUGCAGUGGAAUCGGGGCGUCUCCUCUCGACCAGAGCCCCCAUCAGCCGCCAUCUUAGUUGUGUAUCUAGAUCGGGCCCAGGAUCUGCCUAUGGUGACGUCUAAAUUCUGUUCUCUGCAGCUGAAGAAGGGGAAUAAGGAACCUAACCCUGUGGUACAACUGUCAGUUCAGGAUGUGACCCAGGAAAGCAAGGCUGUCUAUAGCACCAACUGCCCAGUGUGGGAGGAAGCUUUCCGGUUCUUCCUGCAAGACCCUAGAAGUCAGGAGCUCGAUGUGCAGGUGAAAGAUGACUCCCGGGCCCUGACUUUAGGGGCACUGACGCUGCCUCUGGCUCGCCUGCUGUCUGCCCCUGAACUCAUCUUGGACCAGUGGUUCCAGCUUAGCAGCUCUGGCCCAAACUCCAGGCUCUACAUGAAAAUAGUUAUGAGGAUCCUGUACUUGGAUUCAUCAGAUGUAUGCUUCCCCACUGUGCCGGGGACUCCUGGUGCCUGGGACCCAGACACUGAGAGCCCCCAGAUAGGCAGCAGUGUGGAUGCUCCACCUCGACCCUGUCACACAACUCCAGACAAUCACUUUGGGACUGAGAACGUGCUUCGGAUCCAUGUAUUAGAGGCCCAGGACCUGAUUGCCAAAGAUCGUUUCUUGGGGGGACUGGUGAAGGGCAAGUCAGAUCCCUAUGUCAAACUAAAGUUGGCAGGACGAAGUUUCCGGAGCCGUGUUGUUAGGGAGGAUCUGAAUCCCCGCUGGAAUGAGGUUUUCGAGGUGAUUGUCACAUCAAUUCCAGGCCAAGCGCUAGAUGUUGAGGUUUUUGACAAGGAUCUGGACAAGGAUGACUUUCUGGGCAGGUGUAAAGUGAGUCUCACUGCAGUCCUAAACAGUGGUUUCCUUGAUGAGUGGCUGACCCUGGAGGAGGUCCCAUCUGGUCGCCUGCACUUGCGCCUGGAGCGUCUGACCCCCCAUCCCACGGCUGCAGAGUUGGAGGAGGUGCUGCAGGUGAACAGUCUGAUCCAGACUCAGAAGAGUGCAGAACUGGCAGCGGCCCUGCUGUCUGUCUACCUGGAGCGUGCUGAGGAUCUGCCGCUCCGAAAAGGUACCAAGCCUCCCAGCCCGUAUGCUACUCUCACUGUGGGAGACACUUCUCAUAAAACCAAGACUGUUUCCCAAACUUCAGCCCCUGUCUGGGACGAAAGUGCCUCCUUUCUGAUUAGGAAACCCAACACUGAGAGCCUGGAGUUGCAGGUCCGGGAUGAGGGAGCUGGCACUCUGGGCUCCUUAUCGCUGCCUCUGUCUGAGCUUCUCGAGGCUGAUCAGCUCUGCUUGGAUCGUUGGUUUACACUGAAUAACAGUCAGGGGCAGGUGCUGCUGAGAGCACAGCUAGGGAUCCUGGUGUCCCAGCACUCAGGAGUGGAGGCGCAUAGCCACAGUUACAGCCACAGCUCCUCAUCUUUGAUUGAAGAGCCAGAACUCUCAGGGGGACUCCCUCAGGGCACUUCCUCAGCCCCAGAGCUCCGACAGCGUCUAACACAUGGUGACAGUCCCCUGGAGGCGUCUGCUGGGCCUCUGGGCCAGGUGAAACUGACUGUGUGGUACUACAGUGAGGAACGGAAGCUGAUCAGCAUUGUCCACAGUUGCCGGGCCCUUCGACAAAAUGGGCGGGACCCCCCUGACCCCUAUGUAUCACUGAUACUACUGCCAGACAAGAACCGAGGCACCAAGAGGAAGACCUCACAGAAGAAGAGGACCCUAAAUCCGGAAUUCAAUGAACGGUUUGAGUGGGAACUACCCCUGGAUGAGGCCCUCAGGCGGAAGCUGGAUGUCUCUGUGAAGUCCAGUUCAUCUUUCAUGUCAAGAGAGCGUGAGCUGCUGGGGAAGGUGCAGUUGGACCUAGCUGAGAUAGACCUUUCCCAGGGUGCCGCCCAAUGGUAUGACCUCAUGGAAGACAAGAGCAACUCUUAG
Molecule: messenger RNA, 3339 nt
Organism: Chrysochloris asiatica (Cape golden mole)
Lineage: Eukaryota; Metazoa; Chordata; Mammalia; Afrosoricida; Chrysochloridae
Gene: ESYT1
Product: extended synaptotagmin-like protein 1
Exons: 31
Coding region: 1-3339 (1112 amino acids)
Biological process (GO): lipid transport
Molecular function (GO): lipid binding
Source: RefSeq, a predicted model, not a curated record